AUGCCCGACUUAGCACAUCAAAUUGCCGGCCACAAGGCCGCCUUGCACAAUCCUGUUGUUUCUGAAGAAGCCAAAGCAAGAGCUCAAGAAUGGCUAGAUAGCCAUGGUGAAAAUGCUCAUUACACGACUGGUACCACUCGUGGUUACAAAGCUGAUCGAGACGACGAGGCUGAAUUGAGAGAGGAAGGAUUUCAGAGUACAGACCUUCAUGAAGAUGACGAAGCCCAGGCCAAAAAUCUUGGAAACGUACGUGGUGGUUACAAAGCUGCCGCGCACAAUAAAAGAAACACGAAAAGUGGAAGAGAGGCUGCUGAAAGAUCAUUACAUGAAAUUGAUGAUGAAGCGAAUGCUUAA
Messenger RNA from Schizosaccharomyces osmophilus, 354 nucleotides. RefSeq names its product Con-6 family conserved fungal protein. Bases 1 to 354 code for a protein of 117 amino acids. The transcript has a single exon. Gene Ontology annotation, cellular component: cytoplasm. Lineage: Eukaryota; Fungi; Ascomycota; Schizosaccharomycetes; Schizosaccharomycetales; Schizosaccharomycetaceae. The record is from RefSeq and is a predicted model, not a curated record.